Messenger RNA from Heterostelium album PN500, 1149 nucleotides. RefSeq lists its product as uncharacterized. Gene Ontology annotation, molecular function: protein binding. The transcript has 2 exons. The record is from RefSeq and is a predicted model, not a curated record. Lineage: Eukaryota; Evosea; Eumycetozoa; Acytosteliales; Acytosteliaceae. Bases 1 to 1149 code for a protein of 382 amino acids.
AUGAAACAGAGUUUAUUUCAAAAAGUAUUCAAUAAUAAGAUAAUCAAUAAAACAAUAUUUCAAAAUGUUAGUGAUAUACACCAAAAGAUUAAAAAACAAGUUUCAUUCAACUACUCAAAGUUAAUAGACUAUCCUCAUGUUUUGUCAGGCAACAAUUAUUUACAACUAUUAGAGGAAUAUUUUGAAAGAAAUGAAAUACACAGCUUUUCUGAAUUUCAAUUAUUAGAUAGAAAUAGUCAAAUCCUAAUAAAUGCAGCCCGUAGUGGAAGUUUGGAUGUACUAAGAAUGCUAUUUAGUAAAUAUGUCGAUACAGAAGAAAAGUUAGAUGCGGUGACCAAAGGAGAUUUAUUGUACUGCGCAUCAAUGACAAACGGGAAUAUCAAAACGGUUGAAUUCUUGUGUUCCUAUUCAAACCAUUGGGAUUAUUAUGAAUCAAUGUUGGUUGCACCGUUUUCUCAAGAUUUAGAAAUAUUAAAGUAUAUUGUACCAAAAGUAGGAACUAGCUACGUUAAAGAAGAAGAUGACCAAUCAACAGUGUUUGAUGCAUGUGCACAGAUUGGUCGAGUUGACAUGAUCGACUCGAUGUUCCACAUGGCAAUUGAAGGCGGACAUUUUCAUGUAUUGGAAUACCUCGCUGAACAAAACAAAGAUCAGCAUAUAUUUGAACCAGAUAUCUGUCCUUUGAUCGACUAUUCAGCAUUGAAAAAUCGAUUAGAUAUAAUGAAAUGGUUGCAUGACAAACAAAUUGGUAAUUGUAAAUUUGCAAUCAACCAUGCUGUAGAAAACAACAAUAUUGAAAUGUUAAUAUGGUUGCAAACACAUCGACCAGAAGGAACAUACACUCGAGAAGCAUUUGAUAAUGCCUUCAAACACGGAAAUUUGGAAAUGUUACAACUAUUAUAUAACCAGAAGAAAGAAAUCUACUAUAAAAUUACUCCAAUUGAUCCAAACAGUAUUAUACGGGCUGUUAUUAAAGCAAUCUCAAUCAACUAUUAUCAAAUGGUUGAGUGGCUAUUGAAUCACACAGAAAUAUCGAUCAUCGAACUUGAUAGAUUAUUAAAUAGUCCAUUUGUUCUACCUCUAUCUAAACAUCACAAAGAAUCAUUAGAUUUACUAAAUAAUUAUGUUUUAAGAAAUAAAAUAAAAUAA